AAACAGUUCAUAAAAUUACUAGAAAACUUGAAAUACAAAAUAACGAACAUAUACUAAAUAUUAUUAAUAUUUUUAAAACUAGAUUAACUAAUGACAAUUUAAUUGCUAUACAAGCAUAUAUAGCACAUAAUAUAACUAAAAACCUAUAUCAGAAAAUAUGGGUUAUACGAUGCCAAUCCCAACACUCAAGCUCAAGUCAACCAGAACCUAUUGAG
This is a messenger RNA of Scutellospora calospora, 215 nucleotides long. Lineage: Eukaryota; Fungi; Glomeromycota; Glomeromycetes; Diversisporales; Gigasporaceae. The record is from the annotation of a GenBank genome assembly.